Messenger RNA from Eucalyptus grandis, 1433 nucleotides. RefSeq names its product U-box domain-containing protein 54. Lineage: Eukaryota; Viridiplantae; Streptophyta; Magnoliopsida; Myrtales; Myrtaceae. The record is from RefSeq and is a predicted model, not a curated record. Bases 318 to 1271 code for a protein of 317 amino acids. The transcript is spliced from 4 exons.
UCUCCAAAUUAUACAUCUUUAAAAUAUCUCUCUCUCUCGCCGACCCAUAGAAAAAGAAGUAUAUCUCUAUCGCUCUCCAGUACUUGGUCUUGCCAAACCGCGGAUAGUUCUUGAUAAACAAAUCAUCCCAAAAUCAAACACAAUUCAAAGAAGGUUGUCAAAAUUCUGCAACAAGAUCUAUUCACUUGCUUCUCUAUCAUCCACCAUUUCUUGACGACCAAAGAAGAAGCAGAAAGAACCCGCGAAGCAGAAGAGAAUCGGCUGGUCAUCUGCGGUGUCUCUUCAAUCCUCUCUCCGUAGACGCUGGCGUAAGAAAGAUGUCGGCGGAGGUGGGGGAAGCGGCGCAUUUGCCGGCCAACAGUCAAGAAGCAAAUGAAACGAUAGGAAUUACUGCAGAAGCUGAUCAAGGCCAUCUUCAUCAUCAGUAUGAUCAAUACAACCACGUGCUGAACCAUUACGGAAGCGCCGGCGGGACAAGCGAGAUCGAGGAGGAGCGCUCGAGCGUAUACUCCGAGAUCGGCAGCAGGAUCAGCAGCAGCCCGAUGGUGGGGAUCAAGGAGGACCAAUCGGAAGCGAUGAGCUUGUUCUCGUUCGACAUCCACAACAGCAGCGUAUGGGGAGGCGGUGACUGCGUGUACGUGGCGGUGGGAGCGAAGGGCGAGACGAGCAUGGAUGCACUGACAUGGACGCUCAAGAACGCCGUCGCCGACCGGUCGAACACCACCGUCUUCCUGGUGCAUGUCUUCCCUGAGACCCGCUUCAUUCCGAGCGCAUUAGGAAAUCUACCCAUAUCUGGGGUGAGUGAACAGCAAGUAGAGACGUUCAAGGCACAAGAAAGAGGCAAAAGGAACCAACAACUUCAGAAGUAUCUGAACACAUGCAUUUCCUCAAAGGUUAAGAUGGACACUAUACUCAUCGAGAGUGACAUGGUUGCCCAGGCCAUCCUUGAGCUCAUUCCUGUCCUCAACAUAACCAAGUUAGUGGUCGGCACUGGCAAAUCCAAUUUGAGGAGGUCGAAAUCUAAGAAGGGAAAUGGGAUUGCUGAUCAGUUACUUCAGAAAGCACCAGUAUCGUGUGAGGUCAUGAUCAUAUGCGAAGGAAAAAAGGUGAUACUCGAGCAGACGGCAAUGGACUCGCCGUCCACCCCUUCGCACAGCAAGCGAACCACGCCUUCGCAAGGGAGUCCCAACAAGCUCAAGCCUAUUGAGGAAGGGAAUCAGCGAGUGGACUAUUUUUCGUGCAUUUGUUUCAAACCGAAGGCCGCUUGGUGAGAAACCGGGAUUCGUCCAUACUUUCCAUGUACUUUUUUCUUUUCUUCUGUCCCUGGACAUCGACUUCGGGUGCAAAGGGUCUGUGAAUGAGGCACAAUCAGCAUGUAUAUUGAUUUCCCGUCCGGCUAUGUGAUUUAGCAAAAGCCCACCUGUGCCGAUCAA